Messenger RNA from Lachnellula hyalina, 1650 nucleotides. RefSeq names its product Sphingosine-1-phosphate lyase (gene DPL1). Gene Ontology annotation, molecular function: sphinganine-1-phosphate aldolase activity; pyridoxal phosphate binding. Gene Ontology annotation, cellular component: endoplasmic reticulum. The transcript is spliced from 4 exons. The record is from RefSeq and is a predicted model, not a curated record. The coding region runs from base 1 to 1650 and encodes 549 amino acids. Lineage: Eukaryota; Fungi; Ascomycota; Leotiomycetes; Helotiales; Lachnaceae. Gene Ontology annotation, biological process: carboxylic acid metabolic process; sphingolipid catabolic process.
AUGCCAGGCAGUUCGAGGAUGCCCGUGAGCUUGCGCAAUACCUUUACGGUCAAAAAAGGAGGGUCCAGCAGCCAAUUGCUAGCCCUAAAUAUUGACCUAUUCCGGAACCUCGUCUUCUUCCUAUUCCUGCUGCGAUGGACUAGGAAGGGGCUGUUGAAGCUCAAGGGUCGGGGAAUCUUUGGCACGUUUGCAGAUACAUAUAUUGUCAUUCGACGUACGGCCUAUGGACUCUUUCUCCGCGCGCCGGGUGUGCGUAGUCAGGUCCAGAAGCAGGUCUCGGAAGCUAUUACGAAGCUGCAGACGAAGCUUGUGCCGUCUGGACCGGGUGUGACGCGGUACUUGACGCUGCCGAAGGAAGGAUGGACAUAUGAGACUGUGUUGAAAGAGUUGGAGAAUCUAGCUGCUAUGGACCAUACGAGGUGGGAGGAUGGAUUUGUCUCGGGAGCUUUCACAGUCGCCAAUCCUAUUCAUCCGGAUGUGUUCCCUGGGGUGAGGAAGAUGGAGGCAGAGGUUGUGUCUAUGGUUCUCGCUAUGUUCAAUGCUCCCGCAGGAGCAGCGGGUGUCUCUACAAGUGGAGGAACUGAGUCUAUUCUAAUGGCUUGCUUGAGUGCGAGACAAAAAGCAUACUCAGAGCGAGGUGUCACGGAACCAGAGAUGAUUCUCCCCGAAACAGGCCACACGGCAUUCCGCAAAGCAGGCUCCUACUUCGGCAUAAAAGUCCACCUAGUAGCCUGCCCAGCCCCAACCUACCGCGUAGAUAUACGAUCCGUCUCACGUCUCAUAAACAGCAACACCGUGCUCCUCGUCGGCUCAUCCCCCAACUUCCCGCACGGAAUAAUUGACGACAUAACCUCGCUCUCCAAGCUCGCUGUAAAACGCAAAAUCCCCCUCCACGUAGACUGCUGUCUGGGCUCCUUCCUAGUCCCGUUCCUAGAAAAAGCCGGCUUCGAGACCGAGCUCUUCGAUUUCAGGCUGAAGGGCGUGACGAGCAUAAGCUGUGAUACGCAUAAAUACGGCUUUGCGCCCAAAGGCAACAGCACCGUGCUCUACCGCACCGCGUCCCUGCGCGCCUACCAGUACUUCAUCUCGCCCGACUGGUCGGGCGGCGUCUACGCCUCUCCUUCGAUCGCUGGCUCCCGACCUGGUGCUCUGAUCGCCGGGUGCUGGGCCUCGCUCAUGAACACGGGAGAGGUGGGAUAUAUCGAUUCGUGCGCCAAGAUCGUGGGCGCCGCGAAGAAAAUCGCUGAGGCGAUUGCGGAGAACCCAGCGCUGAAUGUGGAUUUAGAGGUCCUGGGUAAGCCGCUAGUAAGUGUAGUGGCGUUCACGAGCAAGACGCUUAACAUCUACGAUAUCGCGGAUGCGAUGUCCGCGAAGGGAUGGCAUUUGAAUUCGCUGCAGGACCCGCCUGCUAUCCACGUAGCGGUGACGCUGCCGAUAGUGAAGGUGUGGGAGAAGCUGGUCACGGAUCUGGAGGCCGUGGUUGAGGGCGAGAAGGAGAAGGAGAGGGUGCGGAUUGUGGAGGGGAAGGGCGCCAAGGGGAAGAGUAUGGGGGAUAGUGCGGCGCUGUAUGGGGUUGCGGGGAGUUUGCCGAAUAAGAGUGUUGUUGUUGAGCUUGCGAGUGGGUUUUUGGACACGCUGUAUAAGGCAUAA